AUGUGAACAACUUUCAUUCUCCUUAGUUGCGGCAUUCCCAACCGGAAAACAUGCCUUCACACAAGACUUUCAGGAUCAAGAAGAAGUUGGCCAAGAAGAUGAGGCAGAAUAGGCCCAUCCCUUACUGGAUCCGUAUGCGCACUGAUAACAGCAUCAGGUACAAUGCUAAGCGUAGGCAUUGGCGCCGCACCAAGUUAGGGUUCUAAGCCCCAUGAGCUUAUUUGGUUCAAGCUUUUUGUUUCCUUUUUCUCUCAAUUGUCUCAAUAGGCCUCAGGU
Messenger RNA from Hibiscus syriacus, 276 nucleotides. Its product is annotated as 60S ribosomal protein L39-like. NCBI's taxonomy places the organism in Eukaryota, Viridiplantae, Streptophyta, Magnoliopsida, Malvales, Malvaceae. The record is from RefSeq and is a predicted model, not a curated record. The transcript is spliced from 3 exons. Gene Ontology annotation, biological process: translation. The coding region runs from base 51 to 206 and encodes 51 amino acids. Gene Ontology annotation, molecular function: structural constituent of ribosome. Gene Ontology annotation, cellular component: ribosome; cytosolic large ribosomal subunit.